AUGGGUCACGGCCCUGACUUCUCCGUGGACCCGCCGAACGUAUGCGGCGAGGACGUGGAUCUCGAGAAGGGGAUGUCCAAGGCCGAGGCCGAGGCAUCUCAGGACUGGCUGGCGCGGGCAACCAGUCGGAAAGGCUACAACAUCUGGGUGGACAGGGAGUACGCGAUCUACAUCAAUACCAACAAUGCCAAGCACGAGCUGGAGAUCAGCGAGAUCAUGGGCUUCAACACGGGCGUGUACAUCAACGUCGCGAAGGAGGCUCUUGAGAGCAGUCCGGACGCCAUAAUCUGGCGUCUGACAUCUGAUACGCAGUACGUCGUGCACGUCAAACCCGACAAGUCCAAGGAGCUCAUCACAGUGGCCGGCCUGAUCUACCGCGCGUUCAAGGACCACGGGAUCCCGCAGAUCGAGGUCGAGUGCCAUACCGUGGAAGCCAAGACCAUCCUGGAGGAGGGAGUGCAGAAGACGAUGCCCUUCCGCUACAAACUCGAGCUCUCGGGGGACACGCACGGGUACGUACCAGAAUCUCUCAAGGCCGACGCUGACAUGACAUCCCUCAGCGUUGCUGAGGUUGGCUCUACGUUCAAGGGUAAGUUCGACAAACUCCCCACCUGGCCCGCCCUGCUCGCUUGGGAGGUCGAGAUUGACAAGACCCCCCCAGCCACCGUGCGCCCCCUGAAGCCGAAGCUGUGGUUUGCAGCCGCCUCGCAGCUGAAAGCUGACGAGCAGCUCGUCAAGUUGCAGUAG
This is a messenger RNA of Prorocentrum cordatum, 747 nucleotides long. NCBI's taxonomy places the organism in Eukaryota, Dinophyceae, Prorocentrales, Prorocentraceae. The record is from the annotation of a GenBank genome assembly.